AUGUCUGCGGACACCAGCGCAAUAGCCGUCAACACCUCGGGCAUUCCUGCCUCCUCCGGCGCCGAUGGCUCCUACGCCCUGCUCAGCGGCAGGGACGCCGUGCUGCGGGGUCGCACGUUAACACCGCCGCCGUCGUCGUCGUCGGCACUCCCAACCGACAACGGGAAAACAGGGGAGGAGCAGGAGGGCUCCUGCAGUUAUUGUCGCCCGGCUGCGCAGCCGCUUUCCGGCAGCGCGAAGUCCUGCGUUUCCCUCCACUACGACCCUUCCGCUGCGUCGCACCUCCAGGCGUACUCGCGUGAGGGACCGACGACGCUGGAGCUCGCCGGGUACCAUGCAAACACCGCGGCGGCAGACGCCACCCCGCUGCGACACGCGGAGCUGCGGGAGAUGCUGGUGGCCGCCGAGCGAGAGUUGGCGGAGGCGCGGGAGGAGAGCGUGCGACGCGGCGCGGAGGCGGAGGCCCUCCGCGUGGCCCUGGCGCGGGAGCAUGACAUAAACCAGGGCGCCCAGGCGCGGCACGAGGAGUCGGUGCGAGAGCUGCGGGAGGAGCAUGCGGAGCAGACGCAGCGGCUGCUGGACCAGAUCGCGCUGCUGAAGCGGCUCUCCGAGGGGGUGAUGGAGGAGAAGAAGAAGCUGACGGAGGACGCCUCGCAGCGGAAGCUGCAGCUGCUCGCGUUGCUGGACCGUGAGCGGGAGGAGAAGAGUCAGAUCAUGGCGGACUACCGGCAGCAGACGGAGGCCCUCAUCGCGGACCAGGGAAAGGAAAUCACCUCCCUGCGGGGCACGCUGCAGACGCUGCGGGAGGAGCAGGAGCGCCUUCUCUCCGAGCAGCAGGAGUUCGAGGAGCAGAAGCGGGCGUUGGAGGAGAAGGCGACGCAGCUUGGGGAGAGGCUCGCCAGGGAGCGCACGGAGGCCGAAAAGAGGCUGCACGAGGCGAAUCAGCGCCACGCGCAGCGGCUGGAGGAGGUGGUGGCGCAGAACGAGGAACUCUCGAGCCGCAUGGAGGGGGAGGCCGGCAAGCUGCAGGAGCGGCGGCAGGAGCUGGAGGAGCAGCUGCGCAGCCUCACGGAGCGGCUGCGGCGACAAGAGGAGGCCUACGCGCUGGAGCAGCAGACCCUGAAGGAGACGCACAGGCGCGAGGUCUCGGAGCUCCGCGACGAGCUGCAGGCGACGAUGGAGCAACGCGAACAGCUGGAGGCCCAGCACGAGAAGGAGCGGCAGAAGCUCUUAAGAAACGAGGAGACGCUCAUCCAGUCGAUGCGCCAGGCAGUAGAAGACAUGCGACAGGAGAAGGAGACCGUGGCGGAGGAGGCGGCGCGGCAGCAGGCGGAGAUGCAGGAGAAGCACUGGGCGAAGGCCAACCAGCUGCAGAGCAUUGCGGAGAGCCUGCGACGACAGCUCGCCGAGGAGACGGCGCUGCGAAAAGAAGCGGAGUCGGAGCGGGAUCUUGUGACGGUUCGGGCAGAUGGUCUGCAAGGCAGCGUGAGUCGCUUGACGAAUGAGCUGGAGUCGCUGCAUGUGGAGUACCGUGCCCGGGAGCGGGCGGCAGGGCAGGAGCGGCAGAAUAGUUUGGAGCAGCUGCGGUCGCAGCUUCGCGAGCGCGCGGGGGAGGUGGAGGCGCUGCAGCAGGAGGUUACACGGCGGGAACUGGAGGAGCACAGACUCCGCGAAGAACUCGCAGCCAAGGCGCAGGCGCUGCAGAGCACGCGGGCGGAAAGCAAACGGUUACUGGAGGAGGUGCAGCAGGCCGCCGAGGAGCGAGAGCGGGAGACGGUAGAGCGGGAAGCCGAGCUCGCGAAGACCCUCAUGCUUAUCCGGGCGCAAAAGACGCAGGUGGAAGCCGAGUGCCAGCGUUUGCAGCGCGUCCUCGCGGAGCUCGAGGGGCGCCAGCAGUCGUGCGAGAGGCAGCUGGGGGAGGAGCGCCGCGCCCUGGAGGCGGCGACGGCGGCGGCGCAGCGGUCGAGCGAUGAGGCGGAGGAGCACAAGGCGGCCCUUCGCCGGGCGCAGACCCGCCAGCAGGAGCUCGAAGAGGAGCUGCGGCGCAGGGGCGACGAGCAUGCGGCGGCGGCGGCGCGGGUGCUCGAGCUCGAGGCGGCGCUGGAGGCGGCGAAUAGUGAAACGGUGCAGCAGUCGCGGGAGGCGGUGCGGGCCGCAAAGGCCCACGAGGCGGAGCUGCAGUUGCUGCUGCAGCGGCAGCAGGCGGAGGCGGCGGCGCUGCGCCUCGCGGCGGAUCAGAUGCGCGGCGACGCGGCGAAGGCGCGCGAGGUGGCGGCGGCGAAGGACGAAGAGCUGCACCGCCUGCGCGAGGAGGUGAACCAGCUGCACCGCGACGCGGCAAUGCGGGCGGGGUCCUGGCAGGAUGAGUUGGCGGAGUCGCGGGAGGUGCACGAGGAGGACAUGCGGCGCAUGGACGAGGUGCUCUACACGCUGCGCGCCGACCUCAGUCGGGCGCAGGCGGCGAAGGUGCAGUGCCAGAAGGACGCGGCGCAGCUGCAGCGCGAGGCGGAGCGGCAGCGCACGCAGCUCGAGGACAUGCUCGCGCAGCUGGAGGCGGCGAAGGAGCAGCUGCAGGAGGACGCCCGCUACCGCGAGCAGCUCAACAACGAGCUGCAGGGCACCGUGAAGCUUCUCUCCUCGCGACUCGCGGCGCAGGAGGACGACGUCCGACGGCUGCAGGAGGAGCUGGCGGAAGUGAACAACAAGCUUCACAACGCCCACACCUUUCUCGGGCGCAAGGACGCCGCCAUCGGGCAGCUGACCGCACGGCUGCGUGCAUACGAGGCAAGGACCGGGGUCUCCUCGGCGUGA
Messenger RNA from Trypanosoma conorhini, 2811 nucleotides. RefSeq names its product kinesin K39. The record is from RefSeq and is a predicted model, not a curated record. The transcript has a single exon. NCBI's taxonomy places the organism in Eukaryota, Euglenozoa, Kinetoplastea, Trypanosomatida, Trypanosomatidae. Bases 1 to 2811 code for a protein of 936 amino acids.